UUCCUACAUAUGGAUUCGCAUGUACUAAAUUAAAACCACAGCACGCGCCUUAAAUUCACGAAUGCUGACGAGGCAUUCAAUGACCACCCAUUUCUACCGCAAAAAAGAAUUCACAGUCAACCAUUAACAUAACCCAUUAAUAAACCUCAAAACCAGACCACACCUCAACAGAACCCUCACAUGGCGAUCGGAAUCCUCCCUCCUUCUCCGUCGCCAUCGCCGUCCCCUGCAUAUCAACCGCCGCAGUUGGCCCCAUCUUAUUCCAAUCAAUUACCGUCACCUCCGCAGAAGCAAAACUCCAAAACCCCCGUUGACUUCAGUCCGCCACUAAUAGCAAUGGUAGUAGUAGUUGCCACAGCAUUCUUACUAAUCACAUACUCCCGCUUAAUCUCACGCCACCUCCUCCGCCAUCUCCGCCGUUACCAAAGAUGGAGAAGACGCCGCCGUCUCCUCCGUCGCUAUCUCCCUUCGUCCAACGGCGACGAACUCGACUCACCUCCGCCUCUGUUCGACUCGCCAGAAGGCUUCCACGUGUACUCACCGUACGGUCUCGACGAGUCGGUUAUCAAAACGCUCCCGCUCUUCCUCUACGCCGGCAAAAAAAGCUUCCAUAAACACGGCAAAGACAAAGAUUGCGCCGUUUGUUUACUGGAAUUCGAAGAUAACGACUAUAUCCGUACACUUCCUGUAUGUUCUCACGCUUUUCACGUUGAUUGUAUUGAUAUUUGGCUUCGUUCGCACGCUAACUGUCCUCUAUGUCGCGCCAGAAUUCUCCGGUCAGAGACGUCUCCGACAUUUAUUCCGGUAAUGGCGGCGAGGAUCAGGCCGAGCUUGGACGAUACAUUUCUCCGGAGUAUGACGCUUGAAGCCAUUAUACAAGCGUCGCCACCUGCAUCCGUUAGAAACACAGAGAUAACCGAAGAAACUUCUCCGAGAAGAAACAAUUUUAAUUUCAGUCAGUCUGAAGAUAGAUUUAACGGACGUGAUUUCCUAUUGAAACGGUCGUAUUCGUUUGGUUUUGAACGGAGUUCAGUAGCGUCGGAGAGAAUGUUAGUAACGGAGCCAGCAACCGCGUCACCUUGGAGAUACAGAAGAGGAAGUUUCUGGAGUAAACGUCAGUCACCGUUUGGUUCGUUAUCAAAACCUAGAGUCUUCUCUUUUAGAUACUACAGAGGAAUGAAAUCGCCGUUUCACAGACGGAGAAGCGGUUUAUUUUUCCCGUUGUCGGAGAGGUUUCCGGCCGGAGGAGGAGGAGGAGGAUCAUCGCGGCGGAGUAAAUCAAUGGCGAGCCCGAUGUUUUUAAGAUCAUCAGUGGCGCCAUUUUCGUCGAGUCGGUUAAGGUGUGGGGAUCCAGAGGCGCUGUUAUCACCGGAGAGGUUUAACAGGCGGUAAAAUGAAGACACGUGGAGGGAUGGGAUUAAGAGGAGGCGGAGAUUGGAGGGUCGGAGAUGGGGAGAUGGAGGCAUUAAAGGGCAUUAAUGGGAGGUGGGGAGGGGGCAAUUAAUGUGGAGAAUUGACGAGAGAUAGUAUGAAAAGAAAAGAAGACACAGAUUUUUAUAUAACAGAGUUUUUUUUUUUGUUUAAGAUCUGAGCCAUUAAAGAAAAUUUUGUAUAUUUUUGAAUUCUGAAUUCUUGAGUUUCUCUCUCGUCAUUUAAUGUGGGUUUUGGGAUUUGUAGAGAGAGAAAGUGAAUGGGAUUACGAUAGUGUUGGGAAGAGGAGUUUUGAGUUAUUUAUAAAGCAGUGGCUUUGUGGAUUGAUUUCUGUUUGGAGUUAUAUUCAGGUUUUCAUGGUUUAUUUCUA
Messenger RNA from Mercurialis annua (annual mercury), 1801 nucleotides. Its product is annotated as RING-H2 finger protein ATL65. Gene Ontology annotation, molecular function: transferase activity. The record is from RefSeq and is a predicted model, not a curated record. NCBI's taxonomy places the organism in Eukaryota, Viridiplantae, Streptophyta, Magnoliopsida, Malpighiales, Euphorbiaceae. Gene Ontology annotation, biological process: protein ubiquitination. The transcript has a single exon. Bases 181 to 1392 code for a protein of 403 amino acids.